Fomitiporia mediterranea MF3/22 is the source of this 1329-nucleotide messenger RNA. RefSeq lists its product as uncharacterized. The record is from RefSeq and is a predicted model, not a curated record. The transcript has 20 exons. The coding region runs from base 1 to 1329 and encodes 442 amino acids. NCBI's taxonomy places the organism in Eukaryota, Fungi, Basidiomycota, Agaricomycetes, Hymenochaetales, Hymenochaetaceae.
AUGUGGGGUAUAGCCGUUGUGCAAGUAGAAAGAAGAUCGCGCCCGGCUGGAAGCCAUAUAUCUCGCUCCGACCAGUACACCGGUAAAUUGAUACUGGAGUGUUCAUCUCGGCGAAUAUUGCUUAAAACCCGUUCCUCGGGUCUAUUGUUCUUCGUCCCUUUCGCGCCUCCCUCAUUCCGAUAUUCUGUCGUUCCCUUCCCGUCCCAACGACUCGGUCGUGUUACCUUGGAUAUGAACCAGACAGUGCAUGGCCUGUCAAUGGGCGCCGUAUUAAUUACGUCUUGGUUUGCUAUUGCAUUGAGCGGUGUGAUGCUCCUUCAAGCAUACAUCUAUUAUCGCGGAAGACCGCAAAAUGAUCACAGAAUAUUUGGCGCGAUGGUCUUAGUCUUGCUUAUCCUCGACAUGGCCCACGUCGUUUGCAUUAUGAUCACACUUUAUCACUAUUUGAUCAGGAACUUUGGGAAUAACAAUGCUCUAGCGUACUUAGUCCCGUCACUUGCUCUUACCGUUGGUUUGACUGUUCGUUCAAAUUUUGUCUUUGCCGAGCGCUUGAGGUUUACUCGAUUGAAACCAGGGUACAAUCACAUUCUUUGCUCAAAGUUUCUUUACAUGGCGCGUCUGGAAGCUCGGAACAACGUCAUUGCACCGAUAAUUUUUGUGCUGCAGGUUGCACGGCUAAUAUCUGGAUGGGUAACGACCGUUAAGGCUAUUGAGUUCGGGACAUUCAUAGCAUGGACCCAUCAGGUCCGGUGGAUUUUCACUGCCGGAGUAGCCAUAGCCGUUGUUUGCGACAUUCUGAUAACUGGCAGUCUCUGCUAUUGGUUGCACGGAUCACGAACGGGUCUCCAUGGCAUGGAUGAAAUCAUCGACAAAAUUAUCCUCUACUCCGUGGAAAACGGAGCAUUGACAUGUUUCUCGUCGAUUGCUUCCCUCAUAUGCGCCAUUAUCAUGCCAGGAAAUCUUGUUUUCAUUGGGAUUCAUUUUGUAAUUAGCAAACUAUAUAUCAACAGUGUCCUCGCCUCUUUGAACACACGCAACUCCUUCCGAGCGCAAAAAGAACGCCACGGGCGUAAAAUUUUCACCGGUCUAUUUCAAGAUGUCCAGGUGUCUAGAGAGAACGGGUCAGGUUCAGUCCGCGAGAGUUCAUAUGCGCUUCAACCUCCUAAGUCACCAUCUCGGGCUCACAGUUCUCACUUGUCAGCUUCAUCUCCGUCCAUUGGUAAGGACGAAGCGAUUUCACAGACCGCUUUUGAUUUUAUUAUUACUAACAUGAGGAGGGAAGAUGGUAUGACUAUGGAAGAGGCGUUUGACACCAAAAAUAAGGUUUAA